Molecule: messenger RNA, 2550 nt
Organism: Baudoinia panamericana UAMH 10762
Lineage: Eukaryota; Fungi; Ascomycota; Dothideomycetes; Mycosphaerellales; Teratosphaeriaceae
Exons: 1
Coding region: 143-2422 (759 amino acids)
Biological process (GO): RNA polymerase III preinitiation complex assembly
Cellular component (GO): transcription factor TFIIIB complex
Molecular function (GO): TFIIIC-class transcription factor complex binding
Source: RefSeq, a predicted model, not a curated record
ACGAUCUCCGUACGGGGCGGUGCCGUUGCGGGCCGAUAUCGAUAAGUCAUGGCUCGCCAACCUCAUCAGUCAACUCUUGCAUCUAGACCUUGUGGUCGGCUCUUCCAACACAGUAGCCAUGAAUGAUCCAUAGCGCGAGGAAAUGUCCCAGCUCAUCAGCUCAGCCGUGCCCGGCAAGCAGGUUGCACCUAAGGCGCCUGCACGUCGGAGACCAGCUGCUCCGCCAAAACCAACUGCAGCACAAGCAACCGUGCCUGCUGAGACCGAGGCACCUGCAGCCUCGACCGUAAGCACAUCUACGGCGCCGGUCCCAAGUGAGCCUGUAGCAAAUGAACGCAACAUAGCGGAUCGGGUAAAUGGUGCUGUCGACCUCGGACCUGAUGUCCAGCCCCCGCCUGCGGAACCCAGUUUAAGUCGCGUUAAGGCCACCCAAGAGCCACUAGAAGCUCCUGCGACGGGUGCGACUGUUGGUGGUUUGCCAGAGCUUCUUGUAACGGCACAAGAGUCCGACGGUCUAUCUGGACUCCCAGUGACAGUGCCGAGUUCUGAUGGCACCCUUGAGCGUUUCGUUGACGCUCAGUCAGUCGGAGUUUCCGACCCACUGAUUGCGGCGCCUUCGAACACAAUUACUACUGAGAUCACGAAGCCUCAUUCCAGGAAACGCAAGCAUGAGUCAGUUCAGUCUGAUGCCAACGCCACCACAUCGGAGCCAGCUCCAUCUAAACGGCCGAAGAGGAGCUUGGCGAGAAGCAACGCACUCGUGCAGGCCGAAGUCAAUGAAGACGCAACACCUGCUGAAGCACCACAGCCUUCAGCCGACGGCCCAACCAGACCAGAAGUGCUUUCUGCCGCGAACGCCCCUUCGGUCACAGCCGCGAGGCCUCGAUAUACGAGGCGUAAGCCUGCUCAGGCAAAGGCAGCAUCGGACCAGACUGAGGACCCGCUGCUCAAUCCGCAGGAGGAGAGUUCCUCGGGUGUCGCGCCAGAUCUGGUGAAACAGACGCGAAGAAGCCGAGUCGCAGCGUCGCGGCAAGUAAAGCAAACCAAGCCGGCAUCACAGCCAAAGGGAAGGGGCAAACGGAAGCUUAGCGAGGCGCUUGUCUCUGAGGCUGAUCGUGAGACCCCGGAACUUCCUCGAUCUGCUACGGACGAGUCAAAUGCCACACCAAAUCCUGCUGUAUCAACUGCGAAGCCACUCAAAAGGCGACGGAAACCAGCUACGCAGCCAUCCGAAGACCAGCACAAGGAUGCUAGAAUGGGUGCAGAAGCAGUGCAGCCACCAGAGGAGCCCAAGGCCAAGCGGAAACGAAAGCGGAAAGGUCCCGAUCCUGAGUUGCAUCAGAUUGAUCCAAACACGCUUUCCAUGUUCGAUCUGAGCCGUGACGCCCAUCAUGGGAAGGCUUCUGAGCGUGAAAAGGAAAUGGAGAAGAUCGAUUGGGCCGAGGUCGGCCGCAAACGGCGAGAAGAGAUCGAACGUGCUGCUGAGUUGCGACAGAAGCAACAGCGUGAGAAGCAGAAGGAGAAAGACCGAGGCGCCGCGCAAAGCAACACGGAUGCUGUACCAUCAACCGAAGACCGUCCAGCGGGUGCAAACGGUGGCGACGAAGGUGAAGCUCAGCCACCCAACGAGGACAAUGGGAACGUGGAAGAUAUCCCGCCAAGCCAAGGUCCGACCCUCCGCAUCGUGAACGGGCAGAUUGUUGCGGAUGAAGCAAGCCUUACUCUCCCUAAUGCGGCGCCUGCGGAUGCCACGGCCGAUCCCAACCUCCUGAUUGAAGAAGAUAACGAUCUGACCCGUCGAGUCAACCGCUUGACCAAUAUCAACAACCGUCGCCGUGAUCCUGCUGAGCGUGUGCCGGUUCAUCGCAAGGCGAACGACCGCUGGACCGACUUCGAAACCGACCGCUUCCUGGACUUGCUCUGGGCAUUCGGCACGGACUUCGGUACCAUUGCACGAUACUUCGCUCCGAGAAGCAGACAACAGGUGAAGACCAAGUUCAAUCGCGAGGAGCGUCUUGACCCAGUCCGCGUGAACAAUAUGCUGCUCCAUGUCGAAGGCACUAAACCCGUGUGGCUGCCGACUUCUGGCACUAUAAGUCUCGAGCAGUACGCUGCAGACACCAACCAGGAUAUUGCCUUUUACACGAAGUACGAGAGUGCGCAGCAUGCUGAGGACGUGAUCCGGGAGAGCAUGAAGGGGCGGAGGGAGGAUAUUGAGGCUGCUCUGGCGGAGGAGGAGCGUGAGAGGGAGAAUCGGAAGGCGGCGAAGGCGCUGGAGGAGCAGGCGAAGCGCGGUCGGAAUAGGGCGAGAGAGGACAAGCGGAAGGAGAAUGCGGGUAAGAAGGUAGGUGGGAGGGGGGGAAAGGCGGUCGGGGCGGGGACAAUGAGUGGAGAGGCUGCCGUGGCAGAAGCGGCGGCGUGAGGAGAGCGAAGUAACCGCGUUCAGCCUCGCGCGGUAUUUGAUGGAGAUGACAGAGGAGCGGACUCUACCCAACACUCCGGUGGCUGGCUUGUGGGAAUCCCUAUAUCACUCGAUCCUUGUGAGUGGUU